Molecule: messenger RNA, 1328 nt
Organism: Austrofundulus limnaeus
Lineage: Eukaryota; Metazoa; Chordata; Actinopteri; Cyprinodontiformes; Rivulidae
Gene: tceanc2
Product: transcription elongation factor A (SII) N-terminal and central domain containing 2
Biological process (GO): DNA-templated transcription
Cellular component (GO): nucleus
Source: RefSeq, a predicted model, not a curated record
UUAUAUAUUAUAUAUUAUAUAUUAUUACAUUCAAGCAUGUAAGCGUAGAGUUUAAAAACGAGCGGAUCUGAACUAGAAAUAUGUUGAUUUUUUUAACGUGGCGCAGGCGAGGUAAUGUUUAACCAGGUAUCUGCUAGCAGAGAUUAGCAGUUAGCAUACUAGACAGAAGCUAUUAUUAUUAGCUAUUAUUAGUUUCAGUGUUUGAAAAUGGACAAAUUUAUAGUGCAGCUACCAAAGGGCGAAACAUUCAAACAAUCAAAAAGCGAAGAGAAGGUUUACAGGCAAACUACCAUCGAAUCCUUACGGAGGGUGGUUGUGAUUGAGGACAUCUUGCGCUACAAGUCAAUGCUGGAGCUGCCAGAACAGAGCAAAGACAACCUGCUGAGUGCCCUGACAGAGCUGAGCAAAAAGAUCCCAUCCAGAGAGGUGCUGAAGUCCACUAAAAUAGGUCACACUGUCAACAAAAUGCGAAAACAUCUGGAUCCCGAGGUGAGUUCGAUGGCAGCAAAGGUUUACACCGAUUGGAGGAGUUUUAUUGAGGAGAAUUCCAACAAACCAUCAAUUGAAGUACGCUCCGACAAGCAAUCUGAAGAACUCAGGAGCAACGCACGAAGACUGCUGUCUAAUGCACUGGAGGUCAAGGAGGAUUCUGGUCUCAUAGACAACAUCGAGCGAGAGGUUUUUCACCAGAGCCGCCGGCUGGUUAGCGGUUCAUACAGACGGACUGUUAGAGCGUUGGUGUUUGCCUUCAAACACAACCCUGACAUCAGAAUUCAAAUGAAGGACAGUAAAAUGUCAGUCCCUGAACUGGUUUCUAAAUACAAAAAAUAACUCAAGAAUGCAAAACAAAUUGAACCCUCAAACUGCAUAGUUUUUAAUGCAUUCACAUUUUUUUAAUAUAUAUUUUUAUUGUUAUCACUUCAUUUUUUGCCUUUGGUAGAGACAAGAGAAAAAAAUAAACAUUUUACAAUUUGAGGCACAACAGCAGCUUUACACUUUUAUACCACCUAUUUUUUAUUAUUUUUUUAAUAAAACAGUGGUUUUAAAGGAAAAAAAAACUGUUUUCCUAUCAUUUAAAUUUAUUACGUUCUGAUGUAAAGAAUAAGAACUUAAUUAUUAAAGUCCACUCUUUGAUAAAUAAGUUUAAAUUUUUUUUAUAAUGGUUUUAAAGUUCAGUUUUUAUCACCUAAUCAAAGCCUUCUGCACUGCAGGAAUAUUCAGCAGGUCAUACUCCUAAUCCUUAUUCACAUUUAUGUUCAAAUACAGGCCUUUAUUUAUGAAAUAGUUAACCUCCACGCAACAGUAACAUUAAAUGCUGUUAUAUUAUA